Molecule: messenger RNA, 468 nt
Organism: Bipolaris maydis ATCC 48331
Lineage: Eukaryota; Fungi; Ascomycota; Dothideomycetes; Pleosporales; Pleosporaceae
Source: RefSeq, a predicted model, not a curated record
AUGUUUCUCCGCGCCCACCUCUUCCUCCUCCCCACCCUCCCCCUCACCCUCGCCCUCGUCGCCCCCGCACCCCGUCACCCACCCUCCCCGCACCUCCACAGCCCAGGCGACUGCAAGCCCACGACCACAGUGACCAAAACCGUCACCGUUACCGUGCCCAUCUACGCGCCGACGGGCAAUAUCUCAGUGACGUUUCCGAAUACGACUGUUGCGAGUACGAGCACAAGCGGAGGGUUGGAUCCUAUUACGUUGAUUACACUGUCGAGUGCAACGAGUGAGGGGGCGACGGCAACGAUGACGGAUGGGGGAUUGGAUCCUGUUACCUUGAUUACUUUGCCUACUGCUACGGCUACGGCUACGUCUGUUGGUGGGUCUGUGGGAGAUGGAGGGGAUGCAGGGGCGGCGCCGACGCCGAAUGAUAUUGCACCCGUUACGUUGAUUGAUAUUAGUACUGCGGUACCUAUUUAA